Messenger RNA from Fusarium sp. VM40, 1953 nucleotides. The record is from the annotation of a GenBank genome assembly. NCBI's taxonomy places the organism in Eukaryota, Fungi, Ascomycota, Sordariomycetes, Hypocreales, Nectriaceae.
AUGGAGGCCGCUUCUGCUCGCGCUGCGGCUCGCGACCGCUGGAGCGAUAUGCCUUCUUCGUCUGGCCGAUCCCCCUCCCAACUUCAGCGCUUCAUCCAGGCUGCAUGCAGUCCCGAGAACUACGAACCCAAUCUCGCUGUCAAUCUCGAGAUCGCCGACCUCAUAAAUUCGAAAAAGGGAACCGCUCCUCGCGAGGCUGCCACGGCCAUCGUUAACUACAUUAACCACCGCAAUCCCAAUGUUGCCCUGCUCGCUCUGGGUCUGCUCGAUAUUUGCGUCAAAAAUUGCGGAUACCCUUUUCAUCUACAAAUUGGUACCAAAGAGUUCCUGAAUGAACUCGUCAGGAGAUUCCCCGAGCGGCCACCUAUGCGACCCACGCGUGUGCAGGCAAAGAUACUUGAGGCGAUUGAGGAAUGGCGAGGGACGAUAUGUGAGACAAGCCGAUAUAAGGAGGAUCUGGGCUUCAUCAGGGAUAUGCAUCGUUUGCUGAGUUAUAAGGGCUAUGUCUUUCCUGAGGUGAGGAGAGAAGAUGCUGCUGUUCUGAAUCCUAGCGAUAAUCUGAAGUCCGCAGAGGAAAUGGAGGAAGAAGAACGAGAGGCGCAAUCAGCUAAGCUUCAAGAGCUCAUUCGUCGUGGCACACCUGAGGACCUCCAAGAAGCCAACCGCCUCAUGAAGAUCAUGGCUGGCUACGAUACACGAUCAAAGACCGACUACCGCGCAAAGGCUGCCGAGGAUGUCGCCAAGAUCCAGGCCAAGGCACGUUUAUUGGAGGAGCGGCUAGACUCUUUUCAAGCCGGCGACAAAAUGGAAGACGGCGAUGUCUUCAGUGAAUUGGCCGCUGCCUUGCAAAGCGCUCAGCCCAAGAUCCAGAAGAUGUGCGAGGAAGAAUCCGAUGACCACGAGGCUGUCGCCAAGCUCCUGGAGAUUAAUGAUAGCAUACACCGAACAGCAGAACGCUAUAAGUUGAUGAAGAAGGGUGACAUGGAGGGUGCUGCUAAGAUUGCUGCUGGUGCGCCUCCUCCGUCUACUUCCUCAGGAGCUGUAGCGUCAUCUUCAAGCGCAGCAAACGAGCUAUCUCUUAUCGACUUUGAUGCCGAUGCCAGUAGCAACGGCGCCCAGUCGAGCAAUGCUAAUGCCUCUGCGCCUGCUACAGGCGCUGGAGGUCUUGAAAAUGACCUUCUUGGUCUUGAUAUAGGCGGAGACUCCGGCGGCUUUGGAUCGGGCGGUGGUAUUGCGCUGGGAUUUGGCGCAAACCAAAAUAUCCCCGGACCUGCGCUCCUAUCCUCCAUGACCCAGGACAACUCUGCCCGAGGCCCAGUAUCAACCCCAACUCCUCCUCCCCCUUUCUCACAAUUCGCGUCUUUCUCACAGCCUGUCUCUCAAUCGACCACACCUCAACCUCCUUUCCAACAACAGCCUGCUCCUCCGUCGCAACCUGCAUCUGACCCCUUUGCUAUCCUUGGAGCUAGCAACCUAAACUCCCAACGGGCAUCACCCGCUCCCCCUCAGCCUAAACCUGCGGCUGUAUCCAAUGACGAUGAUGAAUGGAGCUUCUCGUCGGCGCUACCUCCUGAGCCUAGCAAGCCCAAGGAGCAUCAGGCUAUGGUUAGCAGCACAAAUGUAAAGAUCGAGAUGCAAGCUAGACGAGCCCCUGGCAACGAGAACGCAAUCAAUAUCGUCUUUGCCUUCUCAAACAACAUCCCGCAACCUAUUGGCGAGCUUCACUUCCAGCUCGCCGUGACAAAGGGUUAUGAACUUCAACUUAAGCCCCAAACUGGACGUGACCUUGCUCCCCAGCAAAGUCGCGGUAUUACCCAAGAAGUCCAAAUCUGGCACGCAGGCAACCGUGCCCAAAAGGUCACAAGCGCCAAGCUGCGAUGGCGCGCUGCGUACAAGAUUGGCGAGCAGGCUGUCAAUGAGAUGGGUGAGGUGACAGAGUUUAGCCUCGGAUAA